AUGAAGAUAAUACUGGUGCUUGUUGCAAUUGUUGUAUUUGCAUGUGCUGAAGACGAGAUAGUGCUACCGUUUCUUGAAGGUGCAUCACAAAAAGCGGUCAAUGAAUUCAAAAAAAUUUUGUUAAGAGCUGGUGAUAGAACUGAGGAUCAAUUUAUGUCUGAAGUUGAAGCCUGGGUUGCUAAACAAACUCCAAAAAUAAAGAAGGACUAUGCAGAAUACAAAAGAUUCCUGAUUGAUCGGCAGAAAAAGGAUAGAGCUGCACAUAAAGCUGCAGUAGCCAAAAUGUCAUCAGCAGCAAAGAAGGCUGACGCUAAAAUUAUUGCCGUUCUAACAAGCAAAAAACUUACAGGCAAUGAAAAGAGGCGAAAACUUAUUGCAAUCGCUAGAAGUAUACACUAA
Molecule: messenger RNA, 399 nt
Organism: Enterobius vermicularis (human pinworm)
Lineage: Eukaryota; Metazoa; Nematoda; Chromadorea; Rhabditida; Oxyuridae
Source: the annotation of a GenBank genome assembly